CAAAUCUUUUAUAUAUAUAUUAGAGGUAGCAAACUUUAUGACCCUCUAUAGCAAACACUAUACUUAGCUAAGUAUUAAUUAGCGAGCCGCGAAAAAGGAAGAGCUACAAAUGGAGGGGUUUUACUCGAGUUUUGGACAUGGGCUAAUGAGCACAUUGUGGGAGCAAGUGAGGGAGCCAUUGAUUGUACCGUUUAUGAGAAUUAUGGUGACAAUGUGCUUGGCCAUGUCGGUUAUGCUAUUUGUGGAACGUGUUUAUAUGGGAAUCGUAAUUGUUGUCAUUAAGUUGAUGAGAUAUAAGCUCGAGAAAAGGUACAAAUGGGAGGCGAUUAAGGAAGAUUUGGAGAUUGGUAACUCGGCUUACCCUAUGGUUUUAGUACAAAUACCAAUGUAUAACGAAAAAGAAGUCUAUCAACUUUCUAUAGGGGCAGCAUGCGGGCUCUCAUGGCCGUCUGAUCGAAUCAUAAUUCAAGUUCUUGAUGAUUCAACUGACCCGGUCAUUAAGGAUUUAGUAGAGUUGGAAUGCAAGAGAUGGGCAGGGAAAGGAAUUAACAUAAAGUAUGAAAUUAGAGACAAUAGAAAUGGAUACAAAGCUGGUGCUUUGAAACAAGGCAUGAAACAUUCGUAUGUGAAGCAAUGUGAGUUUGUGGCCAUAUUUGAUGCUGAUUUCCAGCCUGACCCGGAUUUCCUUUGGCGCACCAUCCCAUUCCUCGCACACAACCCUGAACUUGCCCUUGUUCAAGCUCGUUGGAAAUUCGUGAAUUCGGACGAGUGUUUAAUGACAAGAAUGCAAGAAAUGUCACUUGAUUACCAUUUUACUGUGGAACAAGAAGCAGGAUCUGCAACACAUGCAUUUUUUGGGUUCAAUGGAACCGCGGGUGUCUGGCGUAUUUCAGCUCUAAAUGAGGCUGGGGGAUGGAAGGACCGAACAACUGUGGAAGACAUGGACCUAGCUGUCCGUGUAAGCCUCAAAGGAUGGAAGUUUAUUUAUGUUGGUGAUCUCAAGGUAAAAAAUGAGUUACCAAGUACUUUCAAAGCAUAUCGUUAUCAACAACAUCGAUGGUCAUGUGGACCAGCUAACCUUUUUAAGAAGAUGGUCGUGGAAAUUGCAAGAAGCAAGAAAGUGACAUUGUUGAAGAAGUUUUACGUGAUAUACAGUUUCUUUUUUGUUAGAAAAAUCGUUGCACAUCUUGUUACGUUUAUCUUCUACUGUGUGGUAUUGCCCACAACAGUUUUCAUGCCAGAAGUACAAGUUCCAAAAUGGGGUGCCAUAUAUAUUCCAUCAAUCGUCUCUCUCCUAAAUGCAGUUGGGACUCCAAGGUCCUUUCACCUACUGGUUUUUUGGAUCCUUUUUGAGAAUGUCAUGUCUUUACAUCGGACUAAAGGAACGUUUAUUGGCCUUUUUGAGGCGGGUACAACAGUUAACCAAUGGGUUGUCACAAAGAAACUAGGAGAAGCUUCAAAACCUAAACAGGGCCAGAGAGCUACAAAGAAACCUCGAAUUCAAAUAGGAGAAAGUGUUUAUAUGCUCGAAAUCAUUGCUGGACUCUAUCUAUUCUUGUGUGGGUGCUAUGACUAUUCAUUUGGGAAGAACCAUUACUACAUAUACCUCUUCCUACAAUCUAUGGCUUUCUUCAUCGCAGGGUUUGGUUACAUUGGUGUUUUCAUCCCCAAUUCUUGAAACACUACUACUUUUUCUCAUCAAGUGACCAGGAAACAAACAUCUUGAAAUUGUCUAUUUGUUUUGUUGUUUCAAUUUUGUAACAAGGUAACAAGUCAUUCUUUCAGUAUACAGGUGCAUAAGCUCUUAAAAUGUGGUUGCAUUUUUAUCUUUUCACAUAAUAAUGAAAGUGGAAUGGGCCCAGGGAUAUAAUGAUUAUGUUAUGCUAUAGUUGUAAACUAAUGUCCAACUGGAGAGAAAAAUAUUCUUCACUUGUCCAUCAAUUUGGGCUUAUUAUAGGAGGCAUCUAAAAAGAGCAUAUUCCAUAACCAAAGGCAUUCAAAAGCACCUACCUCGACUUGUGUUUAGCUUACCAAGAGGA
Messenger RNA from Erigeron canadensis, 2039 nucleotides. Its product is annotated as glucomannan 4-beta-mannosyltransferase 9-like. Gene Ontology annotation, molecular function: mannan synthase activity. Gene Ontology annotation, cellular component: Golgi apparatus. The coding region runs from base 110 to 1678 and encodes 522 amino acids. The transcript is spliced from 8 exons. Lineage: Eukaryota; Viridiplantae; Streptophyta; Magnoliopsida; Asterales; Asteraceae. The record is from RefSeq and is a predicted model, not a curated record.